Falco peregrinus (peregrine falcon) is the source of this 7595-nucleotide messenger RNA. It is a transcript of the gene VASN, whose product is annotated as vasorin. Gene Ontology annotation, biological process: negative regulation of transforming growth factor beta receptor signaling pathway. Gene Ontology annotation, cellular component: plasma membrane; extracellular matrix. The record is from RefSeq and is a predicted model, not a curated record. Lineage: Eukaryota; Metazoa; Chordata; Aves; Falconiformes; Falconidae. Gene Ontology annotation, molecular function: transforming growth factor beta binding.
ACGGGGCCGGGGGCUCGGGGGGCGGCGGCCUACGGGCGGGAGUGAGCUCUGCUGGGCCCCCCGGGGGGAUUCGGGGCGGUGGUGGGGCUUGAGGGGCCCGGAGGGCCUCGGCUGAGCAGCGGGGCACCGGGGCUGGCAGCCCCCCGCGGGUGGCAAGGUGGCACCCGGGGCUUGGCUGCAGGCAGGGCACCCGGGGCCAGUGCCUUGCUUGCAGGCCUCGGUGAGGGUCGUGCUGUGCUCCCUGCCAGGCCUUGGCCGGGCCAUGGGGCACCUGCUGUUCCCUGCCCAGGCUGGUGGCAACUUGGCUGGGGUGGUGAGGGUGUGGGCAGGGACCCUGGUCCCCUGUCCCCUGCCUGUGCCUGUUAUGCCAUGGGAUGUGCUGGGGUCUGGCCUGGGGACCUUGGCCUGGUGCUGCUGCUGUCCCAGGAAUGGGAGGGGAUGUGGCUGGGGGUAAUGUGGAGCUCAGCUCCUUCCAGCUGUGGCUGCGUGGCUGUGACCCACCCUGGCAGCAGGAGGGCUGCAGGACCCCGCUGUGGUCCUGGGCCCAUCCUGUGCUUGGCCUGCCCUGGCAGACGUGGCGGCAGGGCUCGCCCUGUGGGGUCAGGCAGAGGUGGGAGCUGCUGGCAGCCGUGUCCACCACCCUCAUCGGCAGAGGGCUCGGCUGGGGUGGGGUUUGGCUGCCUUCACCCUGCCUGUCCUCAAGGGCCAGCAUCCCGGGUCACUGACCUGCCGUGGUGCUGAGCAGAGUCCCCGGGCGGUGCCAGCAAGGGUUUUCCCCCCAGCUGGCACAGAGGGACGGGUGCCAGCAGGGCCACCGGCCAGCCUGGCUGCUGGCUGGCAGGGAUACCCCACCUCUUCUCCUGCUGCCAGCAGUGCUCCCUGUGUGCUUCAUUGUCACCUGGCAUGUGCUGAGGGGGUGCCAGCUGCUGUCACCCUCUCUAGGUGUGACUUGGGCCACGGUGGGGUAAGUGACCCUUUCCAUGCCCAGCUCCCCUCCUGGGUCGGCAGCUGUCACAAGAGCCAGCACAUCCCAGCAGAGAUGCCUCAGUUCCAAGACCCCUUUCCCCAACCAAAAACCCCCACUCAUGUCAUGUCCCCCCCAUACAGGCUCUUGCCAACGUGCCCCAUGCUGGCAGGUCUCAUCCUGCUGGGACCGGGGCAGCUGGACUGGCCUGACCCAGCCGGGGCCAUGCUGCUGCCCACACGGUGCUGGGCAGUGCCGCCGUCAAGGAUGACAAUAAUGACUGUUUUUCCCUGUGCCACGCCAAGGCCGGCUGGCCUGCCCGGGUGGCCCUGACGCAAGCGCUGCUUGCCCGGCUGGCUCUGCCGGUGGGACGCGGCAGGAGGAAACGCUCGGGGACAGCCGCGACCGCCUCAGUCACGCCGUAGGAAUCUGCCUGUGCUGCCGGGGCCACGCGUGGCACCAUCGCCGGCCUCCUCCCAACCUCUGCUGGGGUUCGGGCUCCUCCGGAGGCGGUUUGGCUGCCAGUAAAGCAGCUCUGCUGGUUUUUCCUCCUUGCCGGCACCUGAGCCGGGGAGCGCGGCCGGGUCAAAGGGGCAGGAGUGUUCCAGAGGGGCUGGCGAGUGCCCUGGGGAAUGCAAUAACCAGGCCUGCAUUCCUCCGGGGCUGCUGCGGAAACUUUAAUUAAAUAGGGAGGGGAGCCCAGGAGGAGGUGGGAGCUGCGGUGGUGCAGGGUGGGUUGAAGGGGAGGAGGAUUAAGGGCUUAAUCCUGCAUCCCCCUGGUUGGGUCUUGGGGACAUGUGCUGACAUGGGUUUGGUUGGGGGGGGCGUAAGGGAGGGGAGCAGUGCCUGCAUCCCGCCCGGUGAAGACACAGUGUCCCUCCCUGUGGUGACAGGAACACACGCAGGGUCCAGCUUCGUGCAGGGCCCCUGUCCUGCCCGCACUGGUGCCCGCCGGCUGAGGAGGCAGCCUACCGGCCUGCCGGCAACAACGGUGGCUUUGUUCGGCUGCAGAGCCUUGCUUGCCGGUGCGGGAAGGGACAUCCUGGCUGUGCUGCGUUCCCUGGGGGGAGCAGCCAUGUCCCUGAGCAGCGCGGAAAGGCAGGGACCCCUGGGAGGGCUCCUCUGGCCCGUCCUGCACAGGUGUCACCCUGUGGCAUAGGGACAGCAUUGGCCUCGUCUAUAAAACGUGUGGCAGGUGUGAAGUGGGGUGUCCCUGGCAGAGUCCCUCACCCUGGGCAGGCAGUGGUACAGCCUGGCCAGGGGGCUGCAGGCAGGGAGGGGGGGGGGGACACAACACUCCCACCCCAGCAGGCUGGCAGGGAAAGGCUGAGCUGGGACUGGGGGAAUCUGAGCCCAGAUCCUCCCCGCAGCCGGAAAAUAUGAAUAAUUCGGCAAAUAUCUGCGGUGCAGGCGCGGGGGAGCCCAGCCAAGGCAGCAGCAGGCCGCUGGCAGGGCGGUCCCAACACCUCCAGCAGAACUGGGGGCCCCUCUCCACCCUCGGGGACCCCCCCUGGAUGCGGGGAAGCUGUUCUCCUGUCCCCCCUGUUUCAGAGGGGUGAGCACCCCAGCGAGCUGGGGCUGGGUUAACCCUUACAACGGUGUCAGCAGGGAGGCGGUGCGCGGGCGGGAUGCUGGCGUGUGCCGGCGGAGCGGGGUGAUGCCGAGGGAGAGGUGGCGGAGGCGUGCGGGUGGAGCAACCGUGCCAGCCUGCCCGGCGCUCGUGGCGAGGCGGGGAUGCACGGCCAUGGCUGGGCCGGCCGAACCUGCCCAAAGCGGGGAGCCUGGCAGGCGGGGAGGAAAUGCCAGUAUAAUUAAAGGGACUGGAGAGACUUGGAGUCAGCAGCUGGUUGCAGCACGGGACACGUCAGCGAAACCCGACCCUGGCAUUGCAAAACCAGCCCUGGCCUCGCCAGCCUCCCGCAGGCCUGGCCACGCUCCGGCACUGCUCACCCGGGUGGCCUGGCACUGCUGGUACACCGGCACCCUGCGCCCUGGCAGCCUUUGCCUGCCAGCCAGCAUCCUCUGGCUGCCGGAGCCACCUGGAGCGCUGGCGGGGUGGCGGGGGGUGCCAGGGCUGCCCCCAGCCCCCUGAGCCCCACAAAGUGCUCCAUGAGCUCUCCAUGAUGCUUUCUUGGCUCUACUCUGUCCUCAUCCCGGGCACCGACAGCCUGGCCAUGAUGUGGGGGUGCAGCAGGACCUAGCGGUGGUUGGGGGCUGAGCUGGGGGUGCCAGGGAGGGGACUGGGUGGCGGUGACCCCCUGGAUACAGCGCAGCUCCUCAGCACUGGGGGGGUGGGGGGCUGACGGCACAGGUCACGGCAGGGCAGGGCCACGCGGGCCAAGUGACUCAGUCAGUUGUGGUGACCCUGCCCAGCAGCAAGGGCGCACCCCACCCUCGGGUGCACCCCACCCUGGGGGGGCUGCCCGGGGAAGAGGCAAGGUCAGAACCUGCCGCUGCGUUAACCCCAUCGGGCUGUGGGUGGGCACCGGUGCCCCCGAGGCACGGGGGGCUCUGCUGGCCUGGGGCACAGAACGGGUCCAGACCCUCCUGGUGCAGGACUUGGUGUCCUGUCACCGCCGGUGUGACCGGGACAGGGCCCCCCACAGCGGAGGGGUGGCCAGGGCAGGCAGCACGUGCGACCCAGCAGCCCCUCGCACACGGUGGAGGCCCCUGUGAGCCGCAGGGAGGGUGUUUGCCUGCAGCCACGAACCAGCCCUGAGCCGGGGAGGAGGUGGCGGGGCUGGGGCUGGGGAAGGGGCUAGCGGAGCGGGAUGCCGGCAGCACCCCCACCUCGGGCAGCCUGGUGGGGUUUGCCUCUUCCCUGCCUGGGGACCCAGCUCCGCCACCCCCACAUCCCCUGAGAUGGGGUGGCAGGAGAUGGCUGGUCCUCGGCCCAGCCUGUGCUAAUUAGGAGUGUCAUUAAAAGGGCUGAAGGGGUUGAGAGAGGAGCCAGCCCUGUGGGGCACAGCCAGCUGUGACGGCGGCGGGGGUCACCCUGGUGAGCCUUGCUCACCCCAAGAGCAUCCCCCCCUCCAUCCCCACUGUCCCCAAGGGACAAGGACGCAGCCCAGCGUGCUGUGCAAAGUCCCCAGGGUGCCAGCAUUGGCAGGGAACAGCAAGGUGACCCACGGAUCUCAGGGGACAGGAGCCAGCUCAGGGGUGAGUACGAGCCCCCUGGACUCUGUGGGACACUGCGGGGCACAGGGGCGACCCAUGGGGCAGGGAGCACCCAGCUCCUUUGGUCCUGCGGCCUGUGCUCGGGCACCCCAUGGUGGGGACCACGCCGUGUGCCCCCAUCCCCGAGCGGGAUCGCUGCUGCCGGCGAUCCGAUCCGGGCAGGAGCAGACGCUGUGCCGGGACGGCGGCACCAGCAAAGGGUUAAGCCGAGCUGGGAGCUCGGGAAGGCCGGCCAGGCUCCCACCCCCUCCCCGGGCUCCUAGGCAGAGCCACGCUCCCUCUGCAUCCCUGUGUUUGACUUGCACCCUGCCGAGAGCCGCCGGGAGGUACUGGGGGUCUCGGUGCCCCACCGCAGGUAGCCCCGAGAGACCUGGCCAAAGCUGGCGGGACACGUCUGGUGGCAGAGCCUGGGGUGCGCAAAGGUACCACGUCCCUAUAUCUUGGGGGUCCAGGGAGGGAGAGAGCGUGGAGCUGGGGUGGGCAGCCGGCGUGGGGCUUCCCUGUCACCAGCUCUGUUGCAGGCUGUGGCAGCGCAGAGGAGGCAGGAAUGUGGUGGGGACUCUCCCACUCCCUGGGCAGUCCCCCCGGGGCUGGAGGGUCCCAGGCAGGGCACGGGGAGAUGGCUCUCCCCCCAGCAGGGGUGCAGCGGUAGCAGCUGGGGGUCUGAGGCACCCCACAGCCCUGCCAGCCCAGAGCUCCCCCCUGCUGGGCCCUGCCCCUGACCCUGGCUGGGUUUCUCUCUUCCGCAGAGCUGACACCAUGAACCAGCUGAUCCUUUGCACGCUGCUUCUCUUGGCCCCCAGGGAGCUGGCUGGGGCAUGUCCCGCAGGCUGCCAGUGCCAAGACCCCAAGACCAUCCUGUGCGCGGCCAGACGGGGCCAGACCGUGCCCCAGGGGCUGCCCCCCAACACCCUCUCCCUCUAUGUCUUUGAGAAUGGCAUCACGAUGCUCAGUGAGGACAGCUUUGCGGGCCUGCCCACCCUCCAGCUCUUGGACCUCUCACAAAACAAGAUCACCAGCAUCCAGAAAAACAUCUUCCAGCCCCUGACGGAGCUUGUCAACUUGGACCUGUCCUCCAACCAGCUGCAGGAGAUCACUAACGAGACCUUCCAUGGGCUGCGGCUGCUGGAGCGGCUCUACCUGCAGAAGAACAGGAUCCAGCACAUCCAUGCUGCUGCCUUUGACACACUGGAGAACCUGCUGGAGCUGAAGCUGCAGAACAACCAGCUCUGGGCCGUGCCACCCCUCGACCUGCCCAACCUCCUGCUGCUGGACAUCAGCUGGAACAAGAUCCCCACUAUUGCACCAGGGGCCUUCCAUGCUGUCAACAUUGAGUCCCUGAAGAUUGCAGGUCUGGGCCUGACGAGCUUAAACGAGGAGCUCUUCCAGGCCCAGAACAACCUCCACGAGCUGGAUGUCUCCGACAACCUGCUGGAGCGUGUCCCGGCGGUGCUGCGGCGGCUGGGGAGCCUCACCAAGCUCAGCCUGGCUGGCAAUGCCCGCAUCUCCCAGCUGCCAGCAGAGGACUUCCACAACCUUCACAACCUCCAGGAGCUGGACAUCAGCAACCUCAACAUCAACACCAUCCCUCGGGAUUUCUCCAGAUUCUUCCCCAGGCUGCGGACCGUGACAGCCGCCGGCAACCCCUUCAACUGCAUCUGCCAGAUGAGCUGGCUGGUGCAGUGGGUCAAUGCCAGCAGUGUGGUCCUCCGGCGGCCUGAGGAGACACGCUGCCACUUCCCCCCAAAAAACUCUGGCAAGCUCCUCCACCACCUGCAGUACGCUGACUUUGGCUGCCCCACCACCACCCCCCCCCCCACCACGCCACGCACCACCACGCUGCCGCCACCUGUGCCGCUCCCCACCAGCAGCCACCUGGCACCGCAGCCCAGCACUGCCGCUCCCACCCCGGGGGCCAGGGCUCCCCAGGGCAGCUCCACGCCGGUGCCCUUCAGCGGCACCCUGGCCCCCACCAGCCCCCUGCCGCCCAUCUGUCCCCCUCGCACGUGUCUGAACGGCGGCACCUGCCACCUGGGUGCCCUAAACUACCUGCAGUGCCUGUGCCCGGUGGGCUUCGCCGGGGUGUACUGCGAGGUGGAGGUGAGGGGGACGACGCCAGCCCCAAACACGCCGGCCCCGCCACCCAGCCGGCGGAUCAGCAUCGCGCAGGUCAGCAGCACCUCCCUUAAAGUCGACCUGCAGAACUACGUCCAGUCCAAAGCGCAGCUGAAGGGCAUCCGCUUGAGCUACCGAAACCUCUCCGGGCUGGACAAGCGGCCGGUGAUGCUGCGUUUGCCGUCUUCGCUCUCUGAGUACACAGUGCGGGCGCUGAAGCCCAACUGCACCUACCGCAUCUGCAUCGGGCCCCUGGGGGAGAAGGUCUCCAAGGAGGAGCACUGCGCCGAGGUGCAGACCUUGCCAGUGAGCCACCAGCAGCACUCCCCCGUCACCCAGAGCAAGGACAGCAACCUCACCCUGAUGAUUGUCCCCGCACUGGCCGCUGUGCUGCUGCUGGUGGUGGUGGUGACCGUUGGCAUGUACUACCGCCGGCACCGCCGGGCGAAGGCGCACACUGGCACUGGCGUGGAUGCCAGCCCACUGGAGCUGGAAGGGGUAAAAGCCUGCCUGGAAAAUGGGGAUUUGAACAGCCACGGCCACAAGGUGCCAGAGGCAGCAAUGCUUUCUGGUGGCUCCGAGUGCGAGGUCCCACUCAUGCAGUCGCACUACCCCAGCAACAACAACACCCCGGGGCUCAAACCCUCCUAUUUCUGAGCCAGGCACGACAGGGCUGCGGGGCAAGGGGAGCCCCAGACAGACAAGGGUUAAGACAAGGGUCAAGCUCCAACGGCAGCGCUGGGGCGAGGAAGGUGAGGAGUUAACUGAAAUAAGGCAGAAAAACCCCAAACCCAUAACGUGCAAUUUCUGAGAGGCUGCCACGCUUCGGGAGGAGACACUAAUUUUACCGUUCAGUGCCUUGAUUUCUGUGACUCUGUGUAGAACGUGGGUAGUGAGAGAGAGGGGUUGGGUUUUUAAUUUGGGGUUUGGGUGGGCUUUUUUUAGCCACUGCUAAAAAGAAAGCUGCCAGUGACUCGGCUAAGGGAUGUCCACGUGCUGGUAACAAGGGUCCUUUAGCAGAGCAUGGCCCGUGACUCUCGACUCCCUGGAAGCUGAUGUGAGGAAUAAGGCCCGGCCGAGGUUCUGGGACCCUCGGGACCCCUGGGCCGAAGGAAGCGCCAAGCAGGCAAACCGGGAAUUGAAGCUUUAAGAACUCGAAGAGAAUAUUUAUACACGGUUAUUUCCCAUUUCUUCUGGGAAAACAUUUUUGUUUUUUUUCCCUAGUACAGGUUUGUGUACAUCUCUUUUGUAAGGCAGACCAGAAGGGUGUCUUUUUGUAACAAAAAAAAAAAAAAAAAAAAAAAACCAACCCCAAAAAAAUAACAACAAUGAAAACCUC